AUGUACGCACACGCUCUCUCUCUCUCCCUAUCCAGGCAAUGCAAGCAUAUCCAAAUGGCCACGGUGUCUAUAACCCUGGUCCAGGCCAGUAUCCGGCAAGUUCUUUCCACCCAUCCAAUCCAUUUUACUGUGCAGACCAGAUGUCUCCCAGGCAGGCCCCAGGCCAGUACCCUAGCCAGGGCUGCCCAGGACCAGAGCAGAGCACAGGGGGGUCAGGACAACCACACGCCCAGCACCAACAUCCGCACCACCACUAUCCUGGACCACACUGUCAAGGGGUAAGUUCAUUCAACCAGUGCAGGGCAGUGUUUAAUGGUGUCUGAUGUACAGGCAGUUGGGUAUAAUGGAGCUUGUUGUCUAUUUUCUACCUUAAUCGUCUUCUUUAGGCCUCUAGCUAUCUUCCUGGGUCUUACCCGCACUAUGGGGAAGGUGGUCCUGCGUUGCCCCCAUACCCCACUGGACAAGCCAUUCACCAUAGGCCACAGGCUGAGGCUUGGGCCCACUCGGGUGGGUAUGGGGGGCAGCCAGGCUCGCAGUGGCGGCCAGGCACCCAACCUCCACACAGCCACUAUGGGACCCCUGUCUGCCCCCAACAACCCCCAGCCUGGCCAGGGACUGGCACUGGAGCACCACCCCCCUAUGAAGCCAAGGUACAUGUGGAACACAAGGGAUGCAUCUCAAUGACCUAAAGUGCCUUUUUGUCUCAUCUCCUUUAUUUGCACAUAUUGUUUCUAAAAUAACCUCCAAGUGGACCUCAUUUACUUCUUGGAAGAAAGGGGAUAUGUCCGAUAAAAGCUCAAUCCUUCCUCUGGUACCGUAGCUGUUUUGGGUCUGAAUUUAAUAACUUACUCAUUAUACACUAGUCGUCUAAGACGGGUGGGCAAACUACGGCCCGCAGGCCGCAUCAGACCCGCCAGCCGAUUUUACAAUUAUUAUUUUGGGUAAAAAAAACGCUCCAGGACACAUUUGAUUGUCUAAAAACUAUACUGAACAAAAAUAUAAACGCAACAUGUAACAAUUUCAUUUAUUUUACUGAGUUCAUAUGAGGAAAUCAGCCAAUUUGAAAUAAAAUCAUUAGGCCCUAAUCUAUGGAUUGCACAUGACUGUGAAAACAGAUGCAUUAAAUAAAAAUGGGCCUCACAAUGGCCCUCAGGAUCUCGUAACAGUAUUUUUGUCCAUUUGAAAUUGCAGUCGAUAAAAUGCAAUUGUGUUCGUUGUCCGUAGCUUAUGCCUGCCAAUACCAUAACCCCACCGCCACCAUGGGGCACUCUGUUCACAACGUUGACAUCAGCAAACCGCUCGCCCACAAGACACCAUACACGUGGUCUGUGGUUGUGAGGCCGGUUGGACGUACUGCCAAAUUCUCUAAAACGACGUUGGAAGCCGCUUAUGCUAGAGAAAUGAAAUUUCAAUUCUCUGGCAACAGCUGUGGUGGACUUUCCUGCAGUCAGCAUGCCAAUUGCACACUCCCUCAACUUGAGACAUCUGUGGCAUUGUAUGACAACUGCACAUUUUAGUGGCCUUUAAUUGUCCACAGCACAAGGUGCACCUGUGUCAUGAUCAUGCUGUUUAAUUUGAUUCUUGAUAUUUCACAUCUGUCAUGUGGAUGGAUUAUUUUUGCAAAGGAGAAAUGCUUACUAACAGGGAUGUAAACAAAUUAGUGCUCAAUUUGGGAGAAUACGUGUUUUUUUUUGCGAAUGGAAAAUUUCUGGGAUCUUUUAUUUCAGCUCAUGAAACAUGGGACCAACACUUUACAUGUUUUGUUUUAUAUUUUUGUUCAGUGUAGAUAGAAUGUAGAAAUGAUAAUGGACCUAUAUAUACUAUAUAUUCAUAAGUAUGUGGACACCCCUUCAAAUGAGUGGAUUCGGCUAUUUCAGCCACACCCAUUGCUGACAGGUGUAUAAAAUCGAGCACAAAGCCAUGCAACCUCCAUGGACAAACAUUGGCAGUAGAAUGGCCUUACUGAAGAGCUCAGUGACUUUCAACAUGGCACCGUCAUAGAAUGCCACCUUUCCAACAAGUCAGUUCGUCAAAUGUCUACCCUGCAAGAGCUGCCCCGGUCAACUGUAUGUGCUGUUAUUGUAAAGUGGAAACGUCUAGGAGCAACAACUGCUCAGCUGCAAAGUGGUAGGCCACACAAGCUCACAGAACGGGACCGCAGAGUGUUGAAGUGCGUUGCGCGUAAAAAUCGUCUGUCCUCGGUUGCAACACUACCAAGUUCCAAACUGCCUCUAGAAGCAACGUCAGCACAAGAACUGUUCGUCGGGAGCUACAUUAAAUGAGUUUCCAUGGCUGAGCAGCCGCACACAAGCCUAAGCUCACCAUGCGCAAUGCCAAGUGUCGGCUGGAGUGGUGUAAAGCUCGCCGCCAUUGGACUCUGCAGGAGUGGAAACGCAUUCUUUGGAGUGAUGAAUCACGCUUCACCAUCUGGCAGUCCGACAGAAUCUGAGUUUAGCGGAUGCCAGGAGAACGCUACCUGCCCCAAUGCAUAGUGCCAAUUGUAAAGUUUGGUGGAGGAGGAAUAAUGGUCUGGGGCUGUUUUGUCAUCGUUCGGGCUAGGCCCAUUUGCUCCAGUGAAGGGAAAUCUUAAUGCUACAGCAUACAAUGACAUUCUAGACGGUUAUGUGCUUCCAACUUUGUGGCAACAGUUUGGGGAAGGCCCUUUCCUGUUUUCAGCAUGACAAUGCCCCCGUGCUCAAAGUGAGGUCCAUACAGAAAUGGUUUGUCAAGAUCGUUGUGGAAGGACUUGACAGGUCUGCAAAGAGCCCUGACCUUAACCCCAUCGAACACCUUUGGGAUGAAUUGGAAUGCCGACAGCGAGCCAGGCGUAAUCGCCCAACACCAGUGACGACCUCACUAAUGCUCUUGUGGCUGAAUGGAAGCAAGUCCCUGCAGCAAUGUUCCAACAUCUAGUGGAAAUACUUCCCAGAAGAGUGGAGGCUGUUAUAGCAGCAAAGGGGGGACCAACUCCAUAUUAAUGCCCAUGAUUUUGGAAUGAGAUGUUCGACAAGCAGGUGUCCACAUACUUUUGGUCAUGCAGUGUAUCUAUUUUUUUCUAGCCUUCAAAUGUAUUUUGAGGAACAAAUUGGCCCAAAUAAAAUCUGUGCGGCCCUCUGUUGACAACAAGUUUGUUUGCCCACCCUUGAUCUAAGAUAAUCUUUUAUACCUCCUCAGGACCAGCACUACCCAGGACCCCAUCAGCACCAGCGUGCCCCACAGGUGGGACCCAAACCCAGACCGGCCCACUCCCCUAACCCCACUAAUGGCAAGCCUGUUGACUUCAGCUCACCUCCCCAGAUGUACAAUAAACCAGGGCGGGGGGGGGCGCAGGAGCCAAAGCCUUCCCAGGGUGAGCCUCCACCCCCAGUCCCAGCUCCAGCCCAACCCCAGGGACCGAUCGGGCCUCAGUGCCUGAGCGACAACCCUAGCCUGGCCAAAGUCCAGCAGGUCAUUGCCCGGGUGCUUUUGCUCCAUGAGGAUGUGGACGAGUUUGUGGGUAAAAAAUCAGACAAGAGUUACAGGUACCUAGAGGAACUACUGACCAAGGAGCUACUGGUGCUGGAUUCAGUGGAGACUCAGGGACAGGAAGUGGUAAGGCAGGCCCGAAAGGAAGCUGUGCAGAGGAUCCAGGCCAUACUGGACCGGCUGGAGAAAAAGGCCUUCUGA
This is a messenger RNA of Coregonus sp. 'balchen', 3666 nucleotides long. The record is from the annotation of a GenBank genome assembly. NCBI's taxonomy places the organism in Eukaryota, Metazoa, Chordata, Actinopteri, Salmoniformes, Salmonidae.